Messenger RNA from Saccostrea cuccullata (small rock oyster), 1084 nucleotides. Its product is annotated as ADP-ribosylation factor-like protein 1. Gene Ontology annotation, biological process: vesicle-mediated transport; intracellular protein transport. The transcript is spliced from 6 exons. Lineage: Eukaryota; Metazoa; Mollusca; Bivalvia; Ostreida; Ostreidae. Gene Ontology annotation, cellular component: Golgi apparatus; cytoplasm. Bases 80 to 622 code for a protein of 180 amino acids. Gene Ontology annotation, molecular function: GTPase activity; GTP binding. The record is from RefSeq and is a predicted model, not a curated record.
AUUUAUCUAAGCAUGCGCAGAAAUUGUGUACACGUUUGACAGAUAACAUCAUUCGAUCAUCUUCUACAUCUUCUUCGAAAUGGGUGGUAUAUGGAGUUACUUUUCUGGACUAUUUGGAUCAAGGGAAAGGAGAAUUUUGAUUUUGGGGUUAGAUGGUGCAGGAAAAACAACUAUUCUAUACAAAUUACAAGUUGGAGAAGUUGUCACAACAAUUCCAACUAUUGGGUUUAAUGUGGAGACUGUGCAGUACAAGAACUUGAAAUUCCAGGUCUGGGAUCUGGGAGGACAAACAAGUAUUAGGCCAUACUGGAGAUGUUAUUAUUCCAAUACAGAUGCUAUCAUAUAUGUAGUAGACAGCAUGGACAGAGAAAGAAUGGGAAUUUCCAAACAAGAAUUAUUUUCUAUGUUAGAGGAAGAUGAAUUAAAGAAAGCUGUUUUAGUGAUAUUUGCUAACAAACAAGACAUUGAAGGAGCCAUGACCCCCAGUGAGGUCGCUAGUGCUCUAGGCCUGACUUCCAUUACUACACAUAAAUACCAGAUCUUCAAGACGUCAGCCAUUAAAGGCACGGGGCUAGAUGAGGCUAUGGAAUGGCUUGCGAAUACUCUAACUCAGCAGAAAUAAAACUGAAGAAUUCCCAGGAUGAAGAAGUCCUCCAGAAAAUUGACUGCACUUGUAACGUGAACAACAAACAUUGCAGCAACACACCAGGGAGAUCACUUCUUGAAAUUUAGAUUUUUCUCUUUUCUCUCUGUGCUCUCUAUAGACUCUGUAUUCAAUUCAGAUUUUAUAUUUGUGUGCUGUGUACUGUGAAAUGACAAUAUAGUUGGAUGACAUCGAUUCAAAGACCAAGCAGCACCAAGCUCAAGUGUUCAGUGAUGACCAUUCCAUGUUGCUGCAAGAUGUGAGGGGGAUAAACAUUACAUUGUGAAAUACAUGUAUAUUUUAUGUUACAUUUUUCAUAUUUAUUUGUGUGAAUGUUGAGUGAACGGAAAUGAAUGGAUGUUGAAUGAAUGGAAAUGCAUUAUUGUCGUAUUUUUUUCCAAUAAAUUUACACUUAGAAUAAUUAAAAACUUGUGCAUAUCA